This is a messenger RNA of Sclerotinia borealis F-4128, 762 nucleotides long. NCBI's taxonomy places the organism in Eukaryota, Fungi, Ascomycota, Leotiomycetes, Helotiales, Sclerotiniaceae. The record is from the annotation of a GenBank genome assembly.
AUGACAUCCCACCCCUCCACCACGUUCUUUCACCCGGUCCCCAUCCCCAUCCCCACCCCCGCCCUCGCCCCCGCCCUCGCACCCAAGUCCAAAUCCAAAUCCAAAUCCAACAUCCACCUCCUUCCCUGCGAUCCUCUCACCGAUGGCCCAGCUCUUCUCGCUCAACAAAUUGCCGCUUUCAGCAAUCCACACGAACCAUAUUUCUUCGUCUUAUUUCCUGAGAAAGAGGAGAGGGAGAAAGCUGUGAAGAAGCUGCUUGAUAAUUGGGUGAGUGAUAAGUCGGCGAGGUAUGUUAAGAUUGUUGAUGGGGAGGGAACUCUUAUAAGUGCAGCAAAAUGGCUCGUAAUUACAGAACCUCUGAGCGAGGAACAGAGAAAAGAACGGAUUACUGUAGAUUGGCAUCUUGACGAAGAUUCAAACGAAUGGGCUGCAUAUCUCAUGAAUUGGAUUCAUCAACAUCAGAUCCGUCGAACGAAGGGGGAACCGUGCGUUAUCCUCGACAUCCUAACAACACAUCCCUCGCACCAGGGUCUCGGUGCAGGAACCCUUCUAAUGCAAUACGGUACUGCCAUAGCCGAUUCCCUCAACUUACCGGCGUUUAUUGAGGGUACGGCGAUUGCAAAACAUUUGUAUGAAAGUCAUGGGUUUAAGGCGGUGCUGGAUAGGUAUAUUGAGGUUGAGGUGCCGGAGAAGUGGAGGGGAAGACCGAAAAUUGAGUUUUUCUUUUAUGAGAGGGUUAGGGUGGGUGGAAGGAGUGAGUGA